Populus euphratica (Euphrates poplar) is the source of this 1896-nucleotide messenger RNA. RefSeq names its product cytochrome P450, family 77, subfamily A, polypeptide 5 (gene CYP77A5P). Gene Ontology annotation, molecular function: racemase and epimerase activity, acting on amino acids and derivatives. Lineage: Eukaryota; Viridiplantae; Streptophyta; Magnoliopsida; Malpighiales; Salicaceae. The transcript is spliced from 7 exons. The record is from RefSeq and is a predicted model, not a curated record. Bases 175 to 1515 code for a protein of 446 amino acids.
AAAAGGAAGAAACAGAGAAAGAGCAACAAGCAGCAAAAAAUAAGGUUUCUUGAAUAAAAAAAAAAAAACCACCAACUUUCUCUUCAACAUCAAACACUUUGAAGUUUGAACAGCAAUGGUUGAUCCUCCUAUUUGUCUUUCAAAAUCUAAUCACAACCUCCCAAAAAUCUGCAAAUGCUUUCAAUUGGGUCUCUCUGUCUCUCUCUCGGAACUACUCCAAAACCUCUAAAACCCUCUAAAACCCCUAAACCCAUUCGCAAGCUUUAUGCAACUAAAGCAAUGGCUGGAUCAAACCCCAGAAAAGUUUCAACUUUUGAGUUUAGGGAUUUGAUGGAGACUUUUGCGGUGGAUGUUAAGAGGGCAGAAAAUAGGCCAUUGAAUGUGCCAUUGAUUGCACCUUUUACAAUAGCUUCAUCAAGGCUUGAUAAAGUGGAGAACGUGGCAAUUAGGAUUGAAUUGAGUGAUGGUUGUGUGGGGUGGGGUGAGGCACCGAUAUUGCCAUUUGUUACUGCAGAGGAUCAGUCCACUGCUAUGAUUAAGGCUAGAGAGGCUUGUGAGUUGCUGAAGAACAGUUCAUCGAUGAAGUUGGGCUUGGUUUUGGAGAGAGUUUCUGAGAUUCUUCCUGGACAUGAGUUUGCUUCUGUUAGAGCAGGAGUUGAGAUGGCAUUGAUUGAUGCAGUGGCUAAAAGCAUCAAUGUACCUUUAUGGAUAUUAUUUGGUGGAGCUUCUGAUAGCAUAACAACUGAUAUAACAAUUCCAAUUGUAUCUUCUGCAGAAGCUGCUGAAUUAGCUUCAAAAUAUCGGAAACAAGGAUUCCAAACUUUGAAGUUGAAGGUGGGAAAGAACCUUAGGGAGGACAUAAAAGUUCUUCAAGCUAUACGUGCAGUCCAUCCUGAUUGCUUAUUUAUCUUGGAUGCUAAUGAGGGUUAUAAACCAGAGGAAGCUAUUGAAGUUCUUGAAGAACUGCACAAAAUGGGGGUAACUCCCAUUCUUUUUGAACAACCAGUUCAUAGAGAUGAUUGGGAAGGUCUUGGUCAUGUUACUCAUAUCGCAAAAGGCAAAUAUGGGGUAUCAGUUGCAGCAGAUGAGAGUUGUCGUAGCUUAGUUGAUGCAAAGAGAAUAAUAAAAGGAAAUCUUGCAGAUGUCAUUAACAUUAAGCUUGCUAAAGUUGGUGUUGUUGGGGGACUUGAAAUUAUUGAGGAGGCAAGGACAUCAGGAUUGGAUCUGAUGAUUGGUGGAAUGGUUGAGACCAGACUAGCCAUGGGCUUUGCUGGUCAUCUUGCUGCUGGCUUUGGCUGUUUCAAGUUCAUUGAUUUGGACACACCCCUUUUACUGUCAGAAGAUCCUGUCCUUGAGGGUUAUGAAGUAUCGGGUGCUGUUUACAAAUUCACAGAAGCUCAAGGGCAUGCUGGUUUCCUUGACUGGGACAAUGUUUUGUGGAUUAAGCAUGCUUACCAAGACAUAAAAGAAAGAAGACUGCCUUGGCAUGCCAAUGCCUUGCACAACUCCGAGUGAUAACUGAUAAGCCUGGUUUGUGGGUGAUUAGUGCUGUGAAUACUUGUUCAACCACUGCAUAUAACCUAAAUGUUUAGUGAUUUGCGAAUAAAAGGUUCAAGUGUCUGUGAUAUACCUAAUGAAUUAUUAAGCAAUUAUUGGUGUUACACAUGUUCAGAAGGAUGAGUUUCUCAAAACACCUCUCCCCUUAUGGUUGGUGUGAUCUUCUUAGGUGAAAAGAUAGUUGAUUUGCACUGCAAGCUAACAUCCUUUUCUACAGAUGGGUUCGAUUGAGAGAUGUAGAACUUAACCAGGUGCUAGCCUCCCAACAUUUUAGGGUUUGUAAGUGGCCGCAAUCACAUAGAGGGUUGAUUGCAUUAUAUUCGAAAGGGGUUUGGUGAA